AUGACAACCAAGAAGCGGAUCACAAUUGGGGUUUUGGCCUUGCAAGGCGCAUUUCGAGAACACAUUACCUACUUUACAGAAGUGCUCAGUCGAAAUGAAGAAAAAUACCUCGAUUUUGCAAUCACCAUUAUCGCCGUUAGAGCUGCAGAAGAGCUCCAAAAAACAGAUGCUUUGGUGAUACCUGGAGGCGAGAGCAGCUCGAUAUCCUACAUUGCCGAAAGAACACAUUUACUCCCACACUUGUACGAAUAUGUUGCCGACGAAUCAAAGGCAAUCUGGGGAACGUGCGCCGGUCUUAUAUUCUUAUCACUGCAAAUCCGAAACGGCAUCGAAGACCAGAAAUGCUUGGGAGGAUUGAGCGUUGAAGCAAUCAGAAACGCGUUUGGCCGCCAGCUAGACUCGUUUAUUGAAACUCUCGAUUUCAGCAACUUCAUCCCAGGGUGUGACAACUUCCCCACCGUGUUUAUCCGAGCCCCCGUUGUUAGCAAGGUCUUGACAACGGAAACCGAAAACAACCCCGCCAAAGUGAUACGGUCUGAAAACAAGUACAGAAACCAGAGCAAAGUGCAAAUACUACAUCUGUUGGACAACUUUGACGGCAAGAAUAACGAUUUGAUAGUCGCGGUUCGUCAAGGGCGUAUUCUAGGGACCUCUUUCCACCCCGAAUUGGCCGACGACUGCAGAUUCCAUGAAUGGUUCAUCGACGAGUUUGUAGUGAAAAGAGCGUAA
Molecule: messenger RNA, 729 nt
Organism: Lodderomyces beijingensis
Lineage: Eukaryota; Fungi; Ascomycota; Pichiomycetes; Serinales; Debaryomycetaceae
Source: the annotation of a GenBank genome assembly